GCGCACCUGUCCUGCUUCUCCUGUUGUCUGUGCGUCGCAAUUUCUGUUUGAAUUUCCGAACAUUUUAGCAUAAAAAUGAAUUAUUCAGUGGUCGGCGAUCGCGGCUUGGUCGCAAUUGAAUCGCACUCUUUGUGUCAAUUCUAGAGCUUUGAACGGAUAGACGAAAUUAGUAUUGGCUUAGUAUUAGCUAUGGAUAUGGGCGAUUAUGUAUGCGACUUUAGAACUCCUCCGUUCCUCCCCCCCAAAACCGAAUGCUUAAAAAGAGUGUCUGCAGUGCGCGACGCGUUCAGUGUGCAUUCGGAUCUAGUCGGAACGAUAUCAAGCCGAGACUAAAAGGAUAUACAACAUCAACACUAAAAUUUAUCCAGUAGCCCAAACUCUAAAGAAAACAAAUCCUUAAAGGAUACACGGUGCCAUAUAUAAGCUACUAGAUAAAAUUAAGCCGAUACCAAGACACUGAACCAAAAAAAUAAAAUGGGUAGCAAGAAAAGAGUGGAACAAUCGACAGCACAAAGCAAUGGAGCUGCCGACACAGUGGGUGAUGUUGUCAUAUCGGGACUGUCGGGCAAAUUUCCGGAGAGCAGCAAUGUUGAGGAGUUCAAACAGAACUUACUUAACGGCAUUGAUAUGGUUACAGACGAUCCGCGCCGCUGGGAGGCAGGCAUAUUUGGGUUGCCAGAGCGAAUGGCCAAAAUGAGAGACGAGGAUUUGGAAAAAUUCGAUGACAAAUUUUUUAGCGUCCACCAGAAGCAGGCUGAACUAAUGGAUCCGUGCAUGCGAAUGCUGUUGGAGCUGACACACGAGGCCAUCAUUGAUGCGGGCAUCAAUCCAUCGGAGCUACGCGGCACUCGCACCGGCGUCUACAUAGGUCUAUCCUUUGUCGAGACGGAGCACGAGAUACCCAACAUGGAGCCGAGCAGCAUCAACGGAUACUGCCUGACAGGCUGCGCCCGUGCCAUGUUUGCCAACCGCAUAUCCUAUACCUUCGACUUCAAGGGUCCCAGCUUCAUUGUCGACACUGCCUGCUCCAGUUCCCUUGUGGCCCUGUCGCACGCCUAUACGGACAUGCGCGCUGGCCGCUGCGAUUACGCUUUGGUCGCUGGCGUCAAUCUUAUACUGAAGCCCAUUUUCGCGUUGCAGUUUCUGCGUCUAGGCAUCGUUAGCCAGGAUGGCGCCUGCAAGACUUUCGAUGCGGCCGCAAAUGGAUACGCUCGAGCCGACACUUGCGCCGUGGUGUUCUUGCAACGCAGUGAGCAGGCCAAGCGCGUCUACGCAUCCAUUCUAAAUGUGCGCACCAAUACGGAUGGCUUCAAGGAGCAGGGCGUCACCUUUCCGGACGGUCGCAUGCAACAUCAGUUGCUCAAAGAGACUUACAGCGAAAUCGGUCUCAAUCCCGACGAGGUGGUCUAUGUCGAAGCUCAUGGCAGUGGUACUCCCGUGGGGGAUGAUCAGGAGGCAAAUAUGCUAAGCAACUUCUUUUGUCAUCCUGCGCGUCCCAGUCCCCUGCUCAUUGGCUCCGUCAAAUCCAAUAUGGGCCACGCUGAGCCCGCCUCAGGGGUAAGUGCUCUGGCCAAGAUGAUCAUUGCCAUGGAAGAGGGUGUUAUACCUAAGAAUUUGCACUAUCAUACGCCAAAUCCCGCCGUACCAGCUCUAGUCGAGGGGCGACUCAAAGUUACGGACCGGAAUCUACCCUGGAAGGGUGGCAUUGUGGGUCUCAAUUCGUUUGGCUUUGGUGGCGCCAACGCUCACGUAAUUCUCAAGUCACAUGAGAAGAAAAAAAAGCUCAGCACCAGGCCUAAGGAUCCUUUGUUAAAGCUCGUGACCUGCUCUGGACGCACCGAACAGGCAGUGCAGCAGCUUUUAGAGGCAGCCGCGAAGCAUCGCAACGACGAUGAAUUCCUGGCGCUGAUCAAUGACAUUCAUUCGCAGCCCAUUCCACUGCAUCCUUAUCGCGGUUUCUCUGUGCUCGGCCCAGCCGGCGUCCUCAAACAGGACGUUCUGCUCUAUGAGGAGGAACAGCGACCCAUUUGGUUUGUCUACGCUGGCAUGGGCAGCCAGUGGGCCAGCAUGGCCAAGGAUCUAAUGCAAAUAGAGGUCUUCAACAAAUCCAUACAACAUUGCGCCGAGGUGCUGAAACAUAUGGACUUUGACCUGAUUGAAGUUCUCACACGCUCGACUGAAAGGACAUUUGACAACAUGCUCUACUCCUUCGUAUCGAUCGCUGCCGUUCAAGUGGCCUUGACGGACUUACUCAGGACGCUGAAUAUAAAGCCGGAUGGCAUCAUUGGACACUCGGCAGGUGAGCUGGGCGCCGCCUAUAUGGAUGGCUGCCUGACAGCCGAACAGACUGUAUUAGCAGCUUAUUGGCGUGGCAAAAGCGUCUUGGACACCCCGGGACUGCCGAAAGGCAAGAUGGCAGCCGUAGGACUGAGUUGGGAAGAAAUCAAUAAGCAUCUGCCAUCGGACUGUUGCGCCGUGUGCCACAACAGCGAGGACAAUUGCACGGUGUCUGGACCCGUUGACUCCAUGGAUGCAGCUAUUCAGAAGUUGCACAAUGCGGGCAUCUUUGUGAGAGCUGUGGAGUCCGGCGGCUAUGCUUUUCAUAGCAAGUACAUUGCGGAUGCUGCCCCAAUGCUGCGCAAGAACUUGGAACGCUUGAUCACUGAGCCUAAGCAGCGCUCCAAGCGUUGGCUGAGCACCAGUGUUCUGGAGCGGGACUGGGAAACACCUGCCAGCCGCCUGGCCUCGGCAGCAUACUUCAUUAAUAAUCUAAUUUCACCUGUGCUGUUCUAUGAAGCUAUUUGCCAUAUACCCGAGAACGCAUUGAUUGUGGAAAUCGCGCCGCACGGACUCUUCCGUUCGAUACUGCGGGCGCUGGGACCGAAAAUAAGUUAUGUGAGCCUUAUGCAACGAGGUCACGCGAACAAUGCCGAGUUCCUAAUGACCCAGCUUGGUCAGCUCUAUGCAGCUGGUGGUCAGCCACAACUGCUGAGAAUGUCUCCAUCACGAGCAAUCAGCUAUCCCGUGUCUCGAGGCACUCCCAUGCUCAGCUCCCUAAUAGGUUGGGAUCACACGCAGAAAUGGAGCUAUCCCAAGUUUCAGGGAGGCCGUCAGUCUAACCAGCUCAGCAUUGAACUUGAUCUUAGUAAGGAGGAGCACGCCUUCCUGGCUGGGCAUACAAUUGAUGGUCGCAUACUCUAUCCUGCUACAGGGUACUUAACACUGGCUUGGAUGAUGUUAGCCCAACAGCAGGGCUGUGACUUCCAACGCACGCCCGUCGUCUUUGAGGAUAUAGUUUUUCAUCGUGCUACCAUCCUUGGCCUGGAGGAGAGCGCAGCGAUCAGAUUGGCAGUAAACUACUUCCAAGGCAGCAGCACAUUCGAGAUAUGUGAGGGUAGCAGCUUGGUGGCAUCGGGCAAGAUUCGACUCGUUGCCAAUGCUCAAGAGUUGCUGCUAAACCUGCCAGCGCUGCCAGGCAGCGCAGGGAUAGCUAAGCUCUGCACUAAGGAUGUCUACAAGGAAUUGCGACUGCGUGGCUAUGACUACAGUGGCGUCUUCCAGGGUAUUCUUGACCUCGACAAUUCGGGAGUUGUCGGCCGCCUGCAGUGGGUGGAUAAUUGGAUAAGUUUCAUGGACACCAUGUUGCAGUUUCGCAUACUCAGCAACAACACGCGAGAGUUGUACGUGCCAACUGGCAUCGAACGUGUUGUCAUCGAUCCGAUCAAGCACUUGGAGCUAGUCAAACAGCAUCAACAACGGCUUCCGGCUUACUGGCAUCGCAACUUCUCAGUUGUUAAGUGUGGCGGUGUUGAGGUACACAAAAUUAAGACAGCACAGACACAACGUCGCUCAGGCAGCCAGAGUGCACCUGUGCUAGAGCGCUACAGCUUCAUUCCAAAUGUGCAGCUCAUCGAUCCACGCGGAGAUCAGCAAAACCCGAGUAUCCAUGCUCUCACCGUAGCAAUGCAGCUGAUCAUAGAGAACAGUGGAGGCGCAAUAAAAAUCAAGGGCGUAGAGGUGGCUGGCAGUCGCACAGACAGUCUAAAUGCUGCCAAGCUGCUGGAGCUCAUUGAACGUGAGCCAAUCCUAGUCGCUGACAUAGCCGUAGCCACAAGCAGCAACAACGAGUCAGCCUUGAGCGAUCUACUACAAAGCUCUGGGGUGCGCGUAAUUGUCGCAGAUCUUGCCAAGGCUGCUGUGGAACGCCAGUGCGACUUCCUGCAUGCUGUAGACUUACUUAGCACAGGAGAGCUUCAGCUUCAACACUCCAUUGAGACUAUUAAAGAGACUGGAUUUCUUCUAUUGGAGGAGAGUGUUAGCGCUUACAAGGCAAGUGGACAGGCUCUGCUAAAGCGUUUACAGCUAUUGCCUGUCUUGGAGCAGAUCUACGAAAGCGAUCGCAUGUUGAUCCUGGCUAGAAAAGUAGUCGAAACGAGUUUCGAAACGUCGCCAGUUGUGCGCGUCUCAAACGACAACUUCAAGUGGAUCGCUGAUCUGAAAGCCGCGCUAAGUAAAUCACAAUCGGAACAGUCUAACGUCUAUGUAGUAGCACAAGGAGAACCGCGUACUGGCGCUUUGGGCUUUAUAAACUGCCUAAAACGAGAACAGAUUGGCUACCGCAUUCGCCUAUAUUUACUGCAAGACCCUGAAUCACCAAUAUUCUCUCUGUUGGAUCCGUUCUUUGCCGAUCAAAUUGCCAAAGACUUGUCCAUCAACGUGUACCGAAACCGUGGUUGGGGCACCUACAGGCAUUUGCCUCUGAAUUCACAUCAACCACUCCUAACUGUGGAACAAGCUUAUGUCAAUACACUGGUCAAGGGAGAUCUGUCUUCAUUAAAAUGGAUCGAAAGCCCUCGCAGCGCAAAUGUGAACCUUGACAAAUGGGAACCCUGCACAGUGUACUUCGCUCCCCUGAACUUCCGUGACGUCAUGCUGGCAUCCGGAAAGCUUGGUGUAGAUGCCUUACCAGCCGAUCUGGCUCAUCAGGACUGCGUGUUGGGUCUCGAGUUCGCUGGGCGCGAUUCACGCGGCCGUCGCAUCAUGGCGAUGGUGACUGCCAAGUCCCUGGCCACAAACUGUUUGGCCAAUAAGAAUCUUCUUUGGGAUGUACCCGACAACUGGACCAUGGAAGAAGCCUCUACAGUGCCCUGCGUUUACUCUACUGUUUACUAUGCCCUGGUCGUGCGAGGACACAUGAAGCAGGGUGAGCGCAUCCUUAUCCAUGCGGGGUCUGGCGGAGUUGGCCAGGCUGCCAUUUCUGUGGCCUUACACCAUGGCCUGACUGUUUUUACGACAGUGGGCAGCAAGGAAAAACGCGAGUUUCUGCUGAAGCGCUUCCCUAAGCUACAGGCGCGAAAUAUCGGAAACUCACGUGACACAUCAUUUGAGCAAAUGAUAAUGAAUGAAACGAAAGGAGAAGGUGUUGAAUUGAUCCUCAAUUCUCUGUCUGAGGAGAAGCUACAAGCUUCAAUCCGCUGCUUGGCUCUCAAUGGACGCUUCUUGGAGAUUGGCAAAUUCGAUCUGAGCAACAACAGCCCAUUGGGUAUGUCUGUCUUCUUGAAGAACACUUCCUUCCAUGGAAUUCUGCUUGACAGUGUGAUGGAAGGCGAGGAGGAAAUGCAGAAGCAAGUCGUAUCGCUUGUGUCUGAGGGCAUUCGAAACGGUGCUGUCCUGCCACUACCUACGACUGUCUACACUGAUCAGGAGAUCGAAAAGGCCUUUCGCUUCAUGGCAUCGGGCAAGCACAUUGGCAAGGUCGUCAUUAAAAUACGUAACGAGGAGCAGCAGUCGAUGCUGCCCAAGCAGCGACUUACCAAAGCCAUACCCCGUACGUACAUGCAUCCGGAGAAGAGUUACAUUGUCGUAGGCGGCUUAGGCGGCUUUGGUUUAGAGCUAACGAACUGGCUGGUGACUCGAGGCGCACGCUAUAUUGUCUUGAAUUCGCACUCGGGGCUAAGAACUGGCUACCAAUCGCUGAUGAUCCGCCGUUGGCAUGAGCGUGGUGUUCGCGUAGUCGUUGAUAUUAACGAUGUCACCACGGCGGUGGGCUGUGCGAAGAUGCUAGAGAGUAGCAAUAAGCUGGCCCUGGUCGGAGGCAUCUUUAAUCUAGCCGCAGUACUAAGAGAUGGAAUUUUUGAAGAGCAAACUGUGAAAAACUUUGAGGUAGCGACAGCGCCAAAAAUACUAGCCACGAUGCAUCUAGACCAAUGCUCGCGCAGCAUGUGCCCAGCACUGGAGCACUUUAUUUGCUUUUCAAGUCUGGCCGCGGGCCGUGGCAAUCCUGGGCAGACAAAUUAUGGCCUCGCAAACUCAUCCAUGGAACGCAUCUGCGAGCUACGCCAGGCCGAGGGUUAUCCCGGCAUUGCCAUACAAUGGGGCGCCAUAGGAGACACAGGCCUCAUCAUAGAGCAUAUGGGCAACAAUGAUACUGUGGUUGGCGGGACCCUGCCUCAGCGCAUGAGCAGCUGUCUGCAGACCUUAGAUACAUUCAUGCAGCAACCGCACGCUGUACUAGCAUCCAUGGUAUUGGCUGAAAAGCGCAAAACGGAGCAAUCGAAUCGCCAGAGCCUCAUAGCAACCAUCGCAAACAUAAUGGGUCUGCGGGACGUGAAUUCCAUACAGGACAAGACAACACUUUUCGAUCUGGGCAUGGACUCGCUCAUGAGCACCGAAAUCAAACAGACACUGGAAAGGAACUUCGAUCUAGUCUUGUCAGCCCAAGAAAUUCGUCAGCUAACCUUCGCUGCACUGAAGCAAAUUGAUGGUCGGGAGCCACAGCCGACGGCCUCGAAGCCCGACACAGUUGCAGCAGCGCGGACAAAUUCUGGUGCCAAGAAGACGGCGCAGACGACCAUUGCUCAAACCGAUGAAACUCGCAAGGUAUUCGCCAAGGAAGUAUUACCACAGGAUGUGCUUGUGCGUCUGCAAUCCAAAGCGAAGAAGUCCGGCAACGAGCCAGCUGUGUUCUUCCUUGCGCCCAUUGAGGGAUUUACCAUUGCCAUCGAAGCACUGGCCGCCUCACUCACCUGCCCAGCCUACGGUCUGCAGUGCACGGAGCAAGUGCCAUUAGACUCAAUUGAAGCGUGCGCCGCCUACUACUUACAGCAGAUACAAAAACUCCAACCACGCGGACCCUACAACAUUGUGGGCUACUCAUUCGGCUGCCUUCUCGCACAUGCCAUUGGCGUUGCGCUCGAACAACGUCGGUUUGGUGUUAAGGUCAUCAUGCUGGACGGAGCUCCCACCAUGGCCAGUGGCUACGUGCAGGAGGCCAAGAAGCAAACCGAUGAUCUGAACCGCCAGCAGUCUAUGACGCUGGCUUACUUUGGUGCUUUGCUUGCAGACGUGGAUUACAACCAGUUGCUCCAAGUUCUGGAAGGCGUCGAGACAUGGACACUUAAACUGGACAAACUUGCAGAUACCCUAUCACCGCAUACUCAACAAACCAAGGACGUGAUCAAGAAAGCUGCCUGCAUGUUUAAGCAAAAGCUUCUUCUGUCCGAGAGCUACAAGGGCGCAAAGCAGCUAAACAGCGAUGUGGUGCUGAUAAAAUCGGCGGAGCAUAAUGCAAUCAUGUCUCAGGAUGACUACGGUCUCAAGGAGAUUUGCAGCGCUCAAAUCGAUAUGCAUGUAGUGGCAGGAACCCAUCGAACCUUCCUCAAGGAGGCACAAACGUUACAAAUUAUCGAAAAGGUUUUGAGCAAAGAAUCGCAGUAGUUCCACGAUUUUAUAUGUUAAUAAUAAGUUUACUGUAUAAUAUAUGCAAAUACAUAAUAAAUA
Messenger RNA from Drosophila hydei, 7779 nucleotides. It is a transcript of the gene FASN2, whose product is annotated as fatty acid synthase. Gene Ontology annotation, biological process: fatty acid biosynthetic process. The transcript is spliced from 7 exons. The record is from RefSeq and is a predicted model, not a curated record. The coding region runs from base 475 to 7716 and encodes 2413 amino acids. Gene Ontology annotation, molecular function: oxidoreductase activity; phosphopantetheine binding; fatty acid synthase activity. Lineage: Eukaryota; Metazoa; Arthropoda; Insecta; Diptera; Drosophilidae.